Molecule: messenger RNA, 2396 nt
Organism: Dryobates pubescens (Downy woodpecker)
Lineage: Eukaryota; Metazoa; Chordata; Aves; Piciformes; Picidae
Gene: EFNA5
Product: ephrin A5
Exons: 5
Coding region: 55-741 (228 amino acids)
Biological process (GO): regulation of cell-cell adhesion; axon guidance; ephrin receptor signaling pathway
Cellular component (GO): external side of plasma membrane; plasma membrane
Molecular function (GO): ephrin receptor binding
Source: RefSeq, a predicted model, not a curated record
UCGCCCUUUCUUAAUUUUUUUUUCCGUAUCCCGUCUCGCCGCCGGCCGGGCACGAUGCCGCACGUGGAAACGCUGCUGCUGGCGGCCGCGGCGCUGUGGGUGUGCGUACGUGGGCAGGAGCCUGGCGCCAAGGCGGUGGCCGACCGCUACGCCGUCUACUGGAACAGCACCAACCCCAGAUUCCAGCGAGGCGACUACCACAUUGAUGUCUGCAUCAAUGACUAUCUGGAUGUUUUCUGCCCUCACUAUGAAGACUCAGUGCCAGAAGACAAAACUGAACGCUAUGUUCUGUACAUGGUGAACUUUGAUGGCUACAGCUCCUGUGAUCACACCUCCAAAGGGUUCAAGAGGUGGGAGUGUAAUCGGCCACAUUCCCCAAAUGGACCAUUGAAGUUCUCAGAAAAGUUCCAGCUGUUCACGCCCUUCUCACUAGGAUUUGAGUUCAGGCCAGGCCGGGAAUAUUUCUACAUCUCUUCUGCAAUCCAAGAUAAUGGAAGGAGAUCCUGUCUAAAGCUUAAGGUCUUUGUGCGACCAUCAAACAGCUGUAUGAAAACUAUAGGUGUUCAUGAUCGUGUUUUCGAUGUUAACGACAAAGUAGAAAAUUCACUAGAACCAGCAGAUGAUACCGUACACGAGUCAGCCGAGCCAUCCCGUGGUGAGAAUGCAGCACAGACACCAAGGAUACCCAGACAGCUUUUGGCAACUUUAUUGUUCCUCCUGGCAAUGCUUUUGAUAUUAUAGCACAGUAUGCUCCAACAGCCUGUUGCAGAAAAUAUCAGGGUCUUGGAACAUCAAAGAUCCACCUAACUGCUCAUGCCAGGGAAGGGACUUUAUUGUUUUUGCAGAUGUCAAAUUGUUAUUUUUCCCUUUUCCCUUUUCUUCUCCCUUUUAGCCUGAACUCAGCAAAAAUUUGAAGGGGAUAACUAGCUUCAGCACCCAUCCCUACCUACUCUGUGACUUUCUUAACCCCUCCAUAUAAAUAAAAGGACUCCAAAUGAAAAUGCCAAACCAUAAUAGUGACACUAGUGAUUCUUAUUCUCCUCUGUAUUCUCCUUUAAGAAGUCACCUCUGUUAGCUCACUGUGUUACCCAUAUGUGGACAAGAAUAGUGGCAGAUGCAGUCAGUGAAGGAUAAGAAAAGUGAGUGAAAGUAUAAGAGAGUAUUUCUCUCAGAUGUAAUAUUUAUACCUUCUCAUUCAGCACUGUAAGAUGAUCAUGCAAAGCAUUGUGUCACCAUGUCAGGACUGGAGGGGAAAUAUUAUGAACAGAUAUAACAUAACACCAUUUCCUCUAGGAGUUUCUAAACAAACAGGCUUCUGAAAGAGAAGAAUAUUGUUUCUUAUAGUACUAUCUUGACACAUGUUUGACAGUAAAAAUUGUGCUUAUAAACAGAAAUGCUGUCUUUGGUGACAGGAAGAAGUUACUAUUUAGAAAUGUCAGCACACAGCAGGCAAGGUCAGAUUUAGGAAACUUCACUGGGGGUGUGAGUGUCUCUGUUAUUUCAUUCUAAGGGGAUAAUGCACACCGGAUUAUUUUAUUUUAAAACAAAUCACCGUGGUGCUACAAUUUUUUUUCUUGAAAUGCAGAGGCACUUCUGAGAAUAAAGUGACCUUCCCCAGCACUGACUUAGCAGCUUUGGAUGCUGCUUUGAGUGUUCAUACAUACUAAGAGAGGACAUCAGGGGCCAGAGGAAACAUGUAUGGGGUGCAGGAUCUCCAGUAUGCUGUUUAUUAUGUCUCCUGCAAUACAUGUGGAAUUAACCACAUGUAGAAGAAGUCAGGAUGGUCUAGUAGCAUUGUUUCAUGGGGAGAAAGAAAAGAAGUGUGGAUUAUGAAUUCCAGUGUUAAUUUUUAAUCUUUCCCCCUUCCAGCACAGUUGGAAGAUUAGAGGAAAUGAGUUUAUCGGCUGGAGAUAAACUGGAUGGACUCCCAAAGACUUAACAAGAUAUUUUUUUAAAAAUCCACUAGAACAGAAAAUACAUUAUUUAGAUAUACUUUAUGCUGAGAGUGAGUAUAUAUGCUUGUCCUAUUUAAACAUGUGAGAGAAGUGGUAACCCUUGAUGCAAUUAGGAAAUGGGACUGUCUUGUUUGAUGGAAUUAGGAGUGACCCUGUUUAAGGAAUCUGAGCCUUGGCUAACAUAAAUGUUAUUUGCCAGGAAGUGCAAGCCUUGGGGUAAUAUUUGUCUAGGAUGCCAUGAAUUUUAGACUGAUAAAGAUAAUCGGAGAUAUAUCAGACAAAGGCUGAAACAGAGCUUUUCUAAUAAAAGCUGUGAUAGUAAACUAUGAAAUGAAAUAUGGAGCACAUUGAAGAAAGAGAAGACUCUUCUAUAUUAAUUCUGAAGAAAAUGUAUGCCAAAUCAAUUAGGUUAUACCAUUAAUGGACAGCACUUUGUGGAUU